Messenger RNA from Hansenula ciferrii, 252 nucleotides. RefSeq lists its product as uncharacterized. Lineage: Eukaryota; Fungi; Ascomycota; Saccharomycetes; Phaffomycetales; Wickerhamomycetaceae. Bases 1 to 252 code for a protein of 83 amino acids. The record is from RefSeq and is a predicted model, not a curated record. The transcript is spliced from 2 exons.
AUGGUUGAAACUAAAACUUAUGCUGGAUGGGCUUCCGUCGCUUUUCAACUAGGUAUCCUUCGUAAACCAUUCAAUUACAACAACAUGGGAUAUGUUUAUUCUGCUGCAUUAUGGACUUUUUUCGGUCAUCUGUUCACAAAAGGGGUUGAAAGUCAAGAUGCUUUAUUACAAGAUCGUGUUGAUAAAUUGAAAGCUGCUAGAGCUGCUAGAGCUGCUAGACAUUCAGCUGCAACUCCAGCAUCUGAGAAUUAA